UCCUCCUCCGUCCCGGAGCAAAGCAUCAUCAAAAUCAUCAUCCAUCACUCUCUCUCCCUCUCUCUCUUUCUCUCUCCCCCCGUUGUCUUUUUAAUGUAACUUCUGACUGAUCGGGAGAGCAGGGAGCGUCUGGAAAGCCUGGUCCGGCGACUCCAUCAUUGAUGAAGGAUCUGCUCGCACGGUAUUCUCAUUAAAGCUGGACACACCGGACAGAAAGGAUCAGAUUACAUAUUUUUUCUUGGGAUAACGUUGCUUCCCCUUGUGGAUUGUGGCUCAGUGUUGUCGGUCUUUAUGUUUCCCUCUGUGGAUGUUAUAGUGCAUUAUCUCGGUCUGAAUGAAGCUUUCUUUUUGGAUUUCCCCCGCGCCGAAGCUGUUUCUGGGUGACUGCCCAUUCUUUACUUGCGAAGUCGCGCGUUAUAAUUUUAUUGCCGUUAUCUUAUGAGCUCCGUUCGUAUUUUGAGGCUUAAUUUGUAUUUAAUUUUGGCAAACAAUGCCGCGGUCUCCUUGAACGUGUUUUUAGUAGUUAAUGCCGAGAAACAAAGUGCGUUAAUUAUUGCGUAAAAAAGGAAAGUUGGGCGCGCAAAGUUUUGGUGACAGUCGAUAUGGCUAUGGUUGCAUGGAGAAACACUGAGGGCGUCGGGGAUAGUCAGGGAACCCUCUCCUCCCCGGUGUCCCAAGUCGCACCUCUGUCCCUGUCCGGGGAGCUGACGGGACACAUGAACCCGGUGUCCUCUCUGGAAAUACCCCCGGCGGCGGCGGCACCACCCCAGGGCGCACCGCAGCCCAAUCCGUCCAGCACCUCUACCGCGAACACCACCAAUAACAACACCUCCUCUUCCUCCUCCUCCUCCUCGUCCAUGGACAAACAGCAGAGCCAACAGAUCGAGUGCAUCGUGUGCGGGGAUAAAUCUAGCGGGAAGCACUACGGACAGUUCACAUGUGAGGGAUGUAAGAGCUUCUUUAAACGCAGCGUCAGGAGGAACCUGACCUACACCUGCAGGGCCAACAGGAACUGUCCCGUAGACCAGCACCACCGCAACCAGUGCCAGUACUGUCGCCUCAAGAAAUGCCUCAAAGUCGGCAUGAGGAGGGAAGCUGUUCAAAGAGGCAGGAUUCCUACCCAGUCUUAUCACGGCCAGUUUGCUCUGACAAACGGAGACCCUCUACAGUGUCAUUCCUAUCUGUCGGGAUACAUCUCUCUCCUGCUGCGGGCCGAGCCCUACCCGACCUCCAGGUUCGGCUCUCAGUGCCUGCAGAACAACAACAUCAUGGGCAUAGAGAACAUCUGCGAGCUGGCGGCUCGGAUGCUCUUCAGCGCCGUGGAGUGGGCCCGCAACAUCCCUUUCUUCCCGGACCUUCAGGUACCGGACCAGGUGGCUCUGCUUCGCCUCACCUGGAGCGAACUGUUCGUCCUGAACGCCGCCCAGUGCUCCAUGCCCGUCCACGUCGCCCCGCUGCUGGCCGCCGCUGGCCUCCACGCCUCCCCGAUGAGUGCGGACCGGGUAGUGGCCUUCAUGGACCACAUCCGGGUCUUCCAGGAGCAGGUGGAGAAGCUCAAGGUGCUGCACGUGGACUCAGCAGAGUACAGCUGCAUCAAGGCCAUUGUGCUCUUCACCACAGAUGCUUGUGGUCUGUCAGAUGUGGCCCAUGUGGAGGGUCUGCAGGAGAAAUCCCAGUGUGCGUUAGAGGAGUAUGUGAGGAGCCAGUAUCCCAACCAGCCUAACAGGUUUGGAAAGCUGCUGCUCCGCUUGCCUUCCCUCCGCACUGUCUCGUCUUCUGUCAUCGAGCAGCUUUUCUUCGUCCGUCUGGUGGGGAAAACCCCCAUAGAAACUCUGAUAAGGGACAUGCUGCUGUCCGGGAGCAGCUUCAACUGGCCUUACAUGCCUAUUCAAUAGAGGAGAAAGAUGCAGUGGUGCUGCUAAGGUCAGGAAAGAUCUCACACCUCAAAUCUAGUCAUUUCAGCUGCUGCAGAUUAAAAUCUCUGUUGCUUCGAGCAAGGAUAAAAAACUGCCAGUGGAAUGAGAUAAUUACAGAAAUUUUCAAGGUAAAAAAAUUGAUUUAGUCUCAGCGUUUUCUUGAUACCAGAGGAGCGAUCUGCCUUAUUCUGUAUUGUGUUCCUACGUUUUUAGAAAGGUCCCUGAAAUAAACGGGCAGCGUGGAAACGAUCAGAUACCACUGGCAGAAUUUUUUACUUGUUCAAAGAGAAAUUAAAUGACUGGUUAUGAUGGACAUUUUUUACAGUGUGGUGACCAGUCACAGUGUAUGGUUUUGGGAUAACAAACAAUAUUUAUUGGACCCUGUGUGUAUAUUUAUCGUGCUUGUAAAUUAUGUUUUGGCUCCUUUUUUUUUUUUUUUUUUUUUUUUUUUUUUUUUAAUGUUUUAUGUAUUUUUUCCCCGGCUAGUGAGAAAACUGCAGGGAUUGUCUUGUGUCGUCUCUUUUUGUUUUUUUUCUUUUGGUUGUUUGUUUCAUACCUUCCAGACAUGGCACUUUGGACUAAAGGAACAUUUCAGAAAGAUUUAACACAAAUGUUUGAAUCCCAGCAACUUCUGACUUUAACCUACUUGCUCAAUUGUGUAUGGACAGAAAGGUGAGAUUAACGCUCUGUUACUUUGGGUUCUUAUUCUAUUUGCAUUAUCGACACUGAAAGAAUGCGAAGAAAAAGAGCAAAAUGAAUUUGGAAACUGCACUUCUCAUGAUCAGUGUUAGGCUGCGCCAAGUAAUGCAUUACUUGUUAAUCAUAGGUAGUAUCAUUACUUUUUUUUACAUUAAUAUUUCUUUAAAUGUUUUAGUUCAUACUUCCUGGCAAGUAUAAGUAUUACCUCUUGCCACAAUGUUCAAUUUCUACUUUUUUUUUUUUUAACCCUCUAGAAACAAUAUUUUAAAAGAUUUUUUUUCUCCUUUGGACCAUGUUUCUUAUCAAAUUAGUGAAUCUUGCCACUUAGAGAAAUUCUACUUUUCUUGUUGUCUCUCAUCCAAACUGAGAUUUGAUAAGGAGGCAAAAAUGGAUAAGGGACAGGAGGCUGAAUGUUUGAUAGCUGAUAUUUUUUUUAUAUUUAGAGGCGUUAAACAGAAAAUGUAUUCUUUUCAAUGGAAACUUGUUACAGUGCAAAGUAAUGACAUUACUCUACUGGAUUAAUGACUGAUGCAUUACCACACACUUCAUUCAUUUAUGUUUCCAGGUCUUUUACACUGACUGUCUGACAGAGAUUUUAUGAGCACUGGGCCUGAUGUACAACUACAGUUUCUUACUGGGAUAAAUUAACUUUACACAACUUCCCAGGUCAAGUAACAAACUUAUUUCAUUAUAAUUCAUGCAUUUAUGAGCCCAGGCCGCUUAAUGGCACAAUAGACCACUGCAGGGUAUUGCUGAAAUGAAAGUGUGUGUAUAUGCGUGUGUGUGUGUGUGUCUGUGAGUGUGUGUAUAUGAGUGUGUACUUGUGUUUACUUCUUUUUUGACAACCACUCUGAUGUACUGUGAAAGCAUAUUGGUUAACAUAUUGGUACCGUAUUAAAUUAUAACUCAAGAUUUAUAAAUAAAGCGUAUUUGGUUUA
Molecule: messenger RNA, 3553 nt
Organism: Lates calcarifer (barramundi perch)
Lineage: Eukaryota; Metazoa; Chordata; Actinopteri; Centropomidae
Product: COUP transcription factor 2-like
Biological process (GO): cell differentiation; anatomical structure development; negative regulation of transcription by RNA polymerase II
Molecular function (GO): retinoic acid binding; zinc ion binding; RNA polymerase II cis-regulatory region sequence-specific DNA binding
Source: RefSeq, a predicted model, not a curated record